Messenger RNA from Colletotrichum chrysophilum, 1107 nucleotides. RefSeq lists its product as uncharacterized. Lineage: Eukaryota; Fungi; Ascomycota; Sordariomycetes; Glomerellales; Glomerellaceae. The record is from RefSeq and is a predicted model, not a curated record. Bases 1 to 1107 code for a protein of 368 amino acids. The transcript has 6 exons.
AUGUCGACGAACGUCUCGUUGGCUCGGGACGCCGAGAACAGAGGGCCUGCGGCCCUCGCGGUCGUCAUAUGCGUCUCGGUUGUCAGCACGCUGUUCGCGGCCGCGAGAAUAUUCACGAGGGGAAGGAUCAUGGGGAAAGUCCGUUUGGACGACUACCUGAUUCUUGCGUCGGUGGUUUGUGGUUGGAUGAACGUCGCAACCCUCGCUGCAGCGGUAUCGUACGGCUACGGACACCACGUCGACACCCUCACGCCCGAACAAAAGUCGGGCGCCAUUCUGUGGAGUGUCGCCGGCUACCCACCCGGUCUUCUCUCAUUCGGCCUGCCGAAGCCCGCCGUCGUCGUCUUGCUCACCCGCAUCCUCAACCCCAGCAAAUGGCACAAGAGGUUCCUGUGGUUCUUGGGCAUCUUUUGUGUGACCAACCUGAUUGGCUUCAUCACCAUCAUCUUCGCGCAAUGUCAGCCGGCACGGUUUCAGUGGGACUCCUCCGUGGGCGGAACAUGCUGGGACAAGUCGGUGUUGGUGGCCUUCGCUACUUACUCUGGAGCCUUCUGCGCUUUCGCGGAUGUAUACCUCUCCAUCUAUCCGGCGGUCGUUCUUUCUAAGCUACAGAUGGAUGUUAGGAAGAAGGUGGCGCUUAGCAUUGCCCUUGGCUUUGGAUCACUUUCAUCGAUCGUUGUCAUCUACAAAUGCACAAGGUUACCGCUGCUUGCUAGCUCCGAUCCUACUUACGAUACCGUUGAACUCGUAAUUUGGACAAUCCUUGAAGGCAGCGUCAUCAUCAUCGCAGCCUGCGUCCCCGUCCUCCAACCCCUCGCCGAGCUCGCCUUUGGCAAGCGCAUCUUCUCUUCCGGCAGCCGUCGCUACACGCACCAAAACUCGGGACCCGGAACCGUCGGCAGACUGAGAUCGAGCAUGAGGGCCUUCAGCCGUCAGACGACCGACAAGACGCAGAGCGAGAGCGGAUCAAAGAGCUUCAAGAGCGUGGUGCAGACGACCAUUGUCACCAAGGGGAGCCAGGAGAGCAUACUGGAGAAGUACGACUCGGACGGGAAGAUUGUGAGGACCGAUGCCUUCACUGUCACUGUAGAGUCAAGUAAGGAUUAG